GCCGGGUCCGCGCUGCCGGCCGCGCUCCUGGCGCUCGGGGCUGCGGCCGCUCGGAGCAAUGAUUAACCCCGCGGGCCGGGCGGCGCGGGGCCCGGGGCGGAGGCGCGGGCGCGGGGCGGGACCCCGGGGGGCCGCUCCGCUUCCUGCUCUCGCCCAAGUUUCCUCGUAGAGGGCGCAGUGCCGGCCGGGCCCGCGGCGCGGCGUGGCGCAGGGCGCGGCGCGGGGCGCGCGUGGGCGCGGCGCGGGCCGCCCGGGUCACGAUGAGGACUCUCCGCAGGUUGAAGUUCAUGAGUUCGCCCAGCCUCAGUGACCUGGGCAAGAGAGAGCCGGCCGCCGCCGGCGCGGACGAGCGGGGCACGCAGCAGCGCCGGGCCUGCGCCAACGCCACCUGGAACAGCAUCCACAACGGGGUCAUCGCUGUCUUCCAGCGCAAGGGGCUGCCUGACCAGGAGCUCUUCAGCCUCAACGAAGGCGUCCGGCAGCUGCUGAAGACAGAGCUGGGAUCUUUCUUCACGGAGUACCUGCAGAACCAGCUGCUGACGAAAGGCAUGGUGAUUCUGCGGGACAAGAUCCGCUUCUAUGAGGGACAGAAACUGCUGGACUCGCUGGCAGAGACCUGGGAUUUUUUCUUCAGUGACGUGCUGCCCACGCUGCAGGCCAUCUUCUACCCAGUGCAGGGCAAGGAGCCGUCGGUGCGCCAGCUGGCCCUGCUGCACUUCCGGAACACCAUCACCCUGAGCGUGAAGCUGGAGGACGCGCUGGCCCGCACCCAUGCCCGCGUGCCCCCCGCCAUCGUCCAGAUGCUGCUGGUGCUGCAGGGGGUGCACGAGUCCCGGGGCGUGACCAAGGACUACUUGCGGCUGGAGACGCUGAUCCAGAAGGUGGUGUCACCCUACCUGGGCACCUACGGCCUCUAUUCCAGCGAGGGCCCCUUCACACAUUCCUGCAUCCUGGAGAAGCACUUCCUGCGCCGCUCCCGCUCAGGGGACGUUCUGGCCAAGAACCCCGUGGUGCGCUCCAAGAGCUACAACACCCCGCUGCUGAACCCCGUGGUGGAGCACGAGGCCGAGGGUGCAGCAGCCGGUGGCCCUGGCAUCCGCAGGCACUCGGUCUCGGAGAUGACGUCCUGCCCCGAGCCCCAGGGCUUCUCCGACUCGCCUGGCCAGGGCCCCGCCGGGGCCUUCAGACCAUCUCCGGUGCCCCAGUCCGGGCCGUGCCCCAGCAGACUGUACCCCCCCAGCCAGCCCCCCGAGCCUGGACCAGGCAUGGCCCAUGGCUCCCCGCCCUCCUCCAGUCCAGAGAACCUGGUGGACCAGAUCCUGGAAUCCGUGGACUCCGAUUCAGAAGGGAUCUUCAUUGACUUUGGCCGGGCCCGUGGCUCUGGCGCAUCGGAGUUCAAAGGGGCUGGGGGUCGGCAGAGCAUUGUGUGAGGGCCCCGAGUUUUUACUGCCCCCGUGUGUGUGCCUGUGGGGUGCAUGUGUGCAAGAGGUUUUUUUACUCUUUCCUGUGGGCGCCAGCCACUUUGCCAUUUCCUGAGUUUCUGUUGGAAAAACCACCACCACCCCAGCCCCCAGCCCCGCUCCGUGCUGGGGCCUCUUGGCUGCUCCACCUGCCUCACAGGUCACCAGGUCCGCUGGGCAGCCGUGUGUGCAUGGAACAGACAUUGCCACCACCCCCAGCCUGCCCCGGCCCGCCAGUGUCCACCCCCGUGGACACCAAACCCUGUGGCUCAGCCAGGCCUCCAGAAUGAUCCCCAGAGCAAUGGGGGUCGGUCACAGACCUGCCUAACCCCCUUCCCGUUGGCCUCAGGCCACAACGGGACCUAUGUGUGCCUGUCCCAGACCCUCAAGCCCCGUCCUUGCUCUGCCCGGGGCGGCUGGCCGUGGGCAGGAAGAGGAUGGAAUAAAACCUGUCUGCCCCGA
Molecule: messenger RNA, 1922 nt
Organism: Nyctereutes procyonoides (raccoon dog)
Lineage: Eukaryota; Metazoa; Chordata; Mammalia; Carnivora; Canidae
Gene: PRR5
Product: proline rich 5
Exons: 8
Coding region: 261-1430 (389 amino acids)
Biological process (GO): TORC2 signaling
Cellular component (GO): TORC2 complex
Source: RefSeq, a predicted model, not a curated record